This is a messenger RNA of Closterium sp. NIES-65, 582 nucleotides long. Lineage: Eukaryota; Viridiplantae; Streptophyta; Zygnematophyceae; Desmidiales; Closteriaceae. The record is from the annotation of a GenBank genome assembly.
AUGCGCCCCCGUGCGGUGCUGGCCAGCGAGCUCCCCAGGGGGGAGGAGGACCGGUGGGUCCUGUGCGGUGCUGGCCAGCGAGCUCCCGAGGGGGGAGGAGGACCGGUGGGUCCUGUGCGGUGCUGGCCAGCGAGCUCCCCAGGGGGGAGGAGGACCGGUGGGUCCUGUGCGGUGCUGGCCAGCGAGCUCCCCAGGGGGGAGGAGGACCGGUGGGUCCUGUGCGGUGCUGGCCAGCGAGCUCCCCAGGGGGGAGGAGGGCCGGUGGGUCCCGUGCGGUGCUGGCCAGCGAGCUCCCCAGGGGGGAGGAGGACCGGUGGGUCCUAUGUGGUGCUGGCCAGCGAGAUCCCCAGUGGGGAGGAGGACCGCGAGCUCCCCAGGGGGGAGGAGGAUCGGUGGGUCCUGUGCGUUGCUGGCCAGCGAGCUCCCCAGGGGGGAGGAGGACUGGUGGGCCCUGUGCGGUGCUGGCCAGCGAGCUCCCCAGGGGGGAGGAGGACUGGUGGGCCCUGUGCGGUGCUGGCCAGCGAGCUCCCCAGGGGGGAGGAGGACCGGUGGGUCCCUUUUUGGCUUGUGGGCCAUUUGUAG